AGACGGAUCUCUCGUCGCUGCGCUCGAUUAGAAGGUCACACGUAAGUCUUUCCAUCCAGGCAUCUGUCUGUCCAAGAAGUGCAGUGGGAACGUCAGGCAUUGGAUAGGAGAUUCCAGAACUCGUUCGUCCCUACCAUUCCAACCACCAUGGCUGCGCCCUCCGCCUCCAAAGUGACUUUCAAGAUCACACUCACCUCGGAUCCGAAGUUGCCUUUCAAAGUAUUGUCCGUGCCGGAAAAUACACCCUUCACGGCUGUGUUGAAAUUCGCCGCCGAGGAGUUCAAGGUUCCCCCGGCCACCUCGGCCAUCAUCACGGAUGAUGGCAUUGGGAUCAACCCGCAGCAGACGGCGGGCAAUGUCUUCCUCAAGCAUGGAUCAGAACUCAGACUCAUCCCUCGGGAUCGGGUUGGGCGUUAUCUUUGAAAAUUGGAGAUCACCCAGAUUUGAAUGAAUUUUUGAUUUUUUACUUUGUUACUCAAAGCUUCUGACUCAAAUACAUGGGGGCCUUUAGGGGCUGGGGAGGUUGCCUGGGUCGAAUUAGGAAGGUUUAUUGAUAUAUCCCCCCGAUUUGUUUCGUAUUUCAG
Tigriopus californicus is the source of this 584-nucleotide messenger RNA. It is a transcript of the gene Ufm1, whose product is annotated as ubiquitin-fold modifier 1. The coding region runs from base 148 to 423 and encodes 91 amino acids. Gene Ontology annotation, cellular component: nucleus; cytoplasm. The record is from RefSeq and is a predicted model, not a curated record. Gene Ontology annotation, biological process: protein K69-linked ufmylation. Lineage: Eukaryota; Metazoa; Arthropoda; Copepoda; Harpacticoida; Harpacticidae. The transcript has a single exon.